GCUGCGGGGCGCGUCGAGCUCCGGCGCGCGCUGUUCCGUGGAGCGGCGUCUCACUGGCUCGGCGGUGUGGCAGCCCUCCUGCAGGCGCAGGCCGGCCUGGGCGGCCUGCGGGACCCCCGCUCGCACCGCACGGCUCUGGAGCUGGCGAGGGCCCUGCUGGACCACGAGAUGGUCCGGGUGAUGGAGGCGUGCGGCGCCACGCAGGCCUCUAACCCGGACUUCCAGGAGUGGGCCACAGUCGUGGCGGCGGCGCGCGGGGACAAGAGGGCAGUGGCGCUGUGGGCGCCGGCUGCGCGACCCGACUGGCGCGAGCCUCCGCCGGGCGUCCGCUGGACGGCGCUGAUGGCGGCCGCGGCGCAGGGCCACGCUGGGAUCUCCCGCUCGCUGCUGGAGGGGAGGGCCUGCGCGGCGAGGAGGGAUGCGCAGGGCCGCACGCCCGGCGAUCUCGCGCGGGGCGGCGGCCACGCGCUGCUCGCCAGCACACUGGACAAGCUCGCCGCCGCCCACGUCGAGGGGCGCGUCGCGGGCGGCGAGGCGCGGGCGGCGGUCGAGGCGUCGCUGAUGCCGGAGGAGUGGCGCGCGGGGCCCGGGUGGGAGGUCGAGGAGCCCGAGGUGGAGGAGGAGGCGGCGGAGUCGGAGCCCUCGGACGAGGGGCCCCCGCCGGCGGGCGCGCCCGAGCCCGUGUGGGGGGCCUCGGGCGCCUACCCUCGCAGGCUGAUCGCCAGGGUCAUCGCUGGCCACGCCCUCCGGCCCGGGGGGAUCCUGCACACACUGGACGCGUAUGUCAGGGUCAGGCUCUCAUACAUGCCCCUGAGCGGGUGCAAGUUUACCCAGACGGUCCCAAACAACUCGAACCCACUGUUCGACCACGAGUUCGAGUUCCAGGUGAGAAGCCGGACUGACUGGCUGUACUGCGCGGUGUUCGACUCGGGAAGCUUCUCCGACGACCUGCUGGGAAGGUGCGACUUAAAACUGUCUAAGUUCGAACUCCGGCUGCUCCACGGCGAGGAGGUCAUCGUCCGCAAGGUCCUCAGGAAGCAGACUGUGGGGCUCAACAACCAGGAGCUCACGGUCGGCAUCAGGUACCCAGCCCCUGACGAGAACGUCCGGCGCUGCGACAACGAGGUCGCCCCGCACGUGACCUGCAGCUACCCAAGCGGCAGCCCUGGCGCGCGCGGCGUGCCAGACGACGGGGCUGCCGAAGCGGCCCAGCCCACGCCCAGCCUUCACCGCCCGCUGCUCGGCUUCCUCUGACGGCCUGCCGCUUCUGGGGCGGCGCCCACUCGACGCGCGGAGCACGCUGGCGCGAGUGCAGCGGCCCAGCCAACCCCCGCCCGCGGCCUGGCUUCCUCUGUUGGCGGGGCGCUGGCGUCCGCUUCCGGGGCUCCUCCCGGUGCCGGCGCGGCAGAAGCAGGCGCCUAGCCUGCGCCGCCAGGCGAGGCCGCCGCCGGAGGCGAGCUGCGAGGCCUUCGUGGAAGCAUGGCCUCCGUGAGCGAGCAGACGCAGGACGUGCUGGCCUCCAAGGCGCGGGCCUCCAAUGACGGCGGGGGCUGCUCGGCUCGGCCGCCUCCGCCUUGUCCAGGGCCCGCUUUGCAGGGCGCGGGCUGCUGCCCCGCUGGAGCGCCCGCCCGUUCCGCGGGCGGCCGCCCGUCGGAGGCGCCCGCCGACUGCGCGCCGCUCGGCCUCCUCGGGUGGUGGAGGUGCCUGGCCUCCUCUUGCGGCGCGGGCGCAGGCCUCUGCUGCAGCCGCCCGCCCGCUGCCCGCACGAGGAGCUGGAGAGCAAGGU
Molecule: messenger RNA, 1786 nt
Organism: Prorocentrum cordatum
Lineage: Eukaryota; Dinophyceae; Prorocentrales; Prorocentraceae
Source: the annotation of a GenBank genome assembly